Molecule: messenger RNA, 6864 nt
Organism: Lethenteron reissneri (Far Eastern brook lamprey)
Lineage: Eukaryota; Metazoa; Chordata; Hyperoartia; Petromyzontiformes; Petromyzontidae
Product: IQ motif and SEC7 domain-containing protein 1-like
Biological process (GO): regulation of ARF protein signal transduction; actin cytoskeleton organization
Molecular function (GO): guanyl-nucleotide exchange factor activity
Source: RefSeq, a predicted model, not a curated record
CGCAUGGAGAGAGAGAGAGGGGGGGGAUGAUGCGGUCAGAGGUUAAUCGCGCGCCGUGUCAGCUGUGACACCCUCAUGAAGAGCCACGGAUGACCCUUCUGCCGUGCACUGUACAUGGCGCGCGGAGUCCUCUUGCGAAUCAGCACGGACGGGAGGCAGAAGCGGCAGCGGCAGCAGCAGCAGUAGCAGCAGAAGCGUGCGGCACCCACCUCCGCUGCGUGCAUCGAGAGAGAGGAGGCGCGUGCGUGCGAGUGAGCGAGGAGAGACAGAGAGACGCACGCACGCACGCACUCGUAGCGUGUCAGACGGAGAGAGGAGGAGGAGGAAGAAGACGCAAGGGCAAUCGGGUGGCCGGGAGACGUCGUCGAGACGCGAUGAGACAAAUAUAGCGUGCGAAGUACACACCGUUCAUUCCCUCUUCCCCGACGCGCGUUCCGCAAAAGACUCCGCUAUGAGUGUGGAGAGCGAGGCGGAUGUGCGGACCUCCGCAGAGGGCGCCCGCCAAGCCUUCCUGCAGGACCCCACGGGCCCGCAGCAGAGGGGCAGCCGCUGCCCCCGCGGCUUCUGGAGCGGCGUGGCGGUGGCGGCAGCGGCCGGGUCCAGCGCCUCGUCCUCGCUGGCUCCGGCCAAGUCGCAGAAGCUGAAGCUGCAGCGCGGAAGCUCCCUGCUGCGGACGCAGGCGGACGAGGAGACGGUGAAGCGGUCGCGCAACCACGCCGGGGCCUACGAGCUGUCGGCGGACCUGCAGGACAAGCAGGUGGAAAUGCUGGAGCGGAAAUACGGCGGGCGGUUCGCAACCCACCGCGCUGCCUGCACCAUCCAGGCCGCGUACCGGCAGUACCAGAUGAACCGGAACUUUGAGCGUCUGCGCAGCUCCAUCUCGGAGAGCCGCCUCCCGCGCCGCAUCGCGCUGGGCGGCGUGCACUCGCAGAUCCCCUACGAGGUUUCCGACCGCUCCCUGCCGCCGCCGUGCCACCACGACCGGAUGCGCCCGCCCUUCUACAGCAGCAAGGGGAUGAUGGAUCCCGGCUUGGCGCACGCCAUGCCCCCGGGCGCCGCCGGCGACUUUGCGGAAGGCAUCACGGACCUGGAGAGCGCCUUCUCCAAGCAGGUGCGCUCCCUGGCCGAGACCAUCGACGACGCGCUGCUCGGCGGCCGGGGCUCGGAGGCGGACGGCGCGGCCCGGGGCGAGUACGGCGGGGUCCUCGAUCCCGCGACGCAGAGGAUGGCCGGCGGCGGCGGACGGAUGCUGAGCGGCGACGAGCUGGGCACCAUCGUCUACCCGCCGCCGUCGCCCUACGACGCCGUGACGCUGUACAUCGACGACGAGUCGGGCGUCGGCGGGGAGGCCGCCGGGCUCCUCCAGCCGCCGGGCGGCCAGGAAACGAGGGCCUACUGCGACCUCGUCCGCUGCACCUCGGAGCGCGACGACGGCGGCGGCGAAGGCGGCAACGGCGGCGGCGGCGGCGGGAGGCUCUUUGUCCCGGCGGACAACCAGCGGCGCGUGUCCUGUCCGGAUUGCCGCGACCCGACCAAGCCGUGCGGACAGCCGCCGCUCCUGACGGUCGAGCAAGCCGCGGAGGUGGCGGCGGACCCCUCGGUGGGCCACAGGGUGGCCAAGCGGGCGGUCUCGGGCCGUGGGCAUCCCGCGCUGCUGGGCAGGGCCGGUGGGGGGAGGCUCGACGGGCACCUGGGCAUCAACGGAGGCGGAGGGGGCGGGGUGGGAGCGGGAGGGAGCGGCGCAGGCCGGCCCCCAAAGUCGGAGUCGGACGCCUCGGACGGAGACAACGACAGCGUGAAUAGUACGUCCAACUCGAACGACACGGUGAACUGCAGCUCGGAGUCGUCGCGGGACAGCCUGCGCGACACGGUGCACAGCAAGCCGAGCUACCACAAGGAGACGUGCAACAGCUGGGACUCGCCCGCCUUCACCAACGACGUCAUCCGCAAGCGCCUCUACCGCAUCGGGCUCAACCUUUUCAACAAAAAGGCGGAGAAGGGCCUCCAGUUCCUGAUGGAGCGUGGGUUUAUCCCCGACACGCCGUACGGAGUCGCCCAGUUCCUGCUGCAGAGGAAGGGCCUCAGUCGGCAGAUGAUCGGAGACUUUCUCGGCAACCGCCAAAAGCAGUUUAACCGGGAUGUCCUCGACUGCGUGGUGGAGGAGAUGGAUUUUGCGGGCAUGGAUAUUGAUGAGGCCCUGCGGAAGUUCCAGGGACAAGUUCGAGUCCAGGGCGAGGCCCAGAAGGUGGAGAGGAUGAUUGAAGCCUUCAGCCAGCGCUACUGCGUUUGCAACUCGGUGCUGCUGCGGCAGUUCCGCAACCCGGACACGAUCUUCAUCCUCGCCUUCGCCAUCAUCUUGCUCAACACCGACCGCUACAGCCCCAACGUGAAGGCGGAGCGCAAGAUGAAGCUCGAGGACUUCAUUAAGAACCUCCGCGGCGUGGACGAUGGCAAGGACAUUCCACGGGAGAUGCUGCUCAGCAUCUACGACCGCAUCUCCAAGAAGGAGCUCAAGACCAACGAGGACCACGUGUCACAGGUGGCCAAGGUGGAGAAGUCCAUUGUGGGCAAAAAGCCGGUCUUGGCAUUGCCCCAUCGUAGGCUGGUCUGCUACUGUCGCCUUUUCGAGGUGCCCGACACCAACCGGCCGCAGAAACUCGGCCUUCACCAGCGGGAGAUUUUCCUCUUCAACGACUUCCUCGUGGUGACCAAAAUCUUCCAGAAAAAGAAGAAUUCAGUGACCUACAGUUUCCGGCAAUCCUUCUCUCUGUACGGGAUGCAAGUCCUCCUCUUUGAGAAUCAGUAUUACCCUAACGGAAUUAAAAUUGUCUCCGCCGUCCCUGGUGCUGACACCAAGGUGCUGAUGGUUUUCAAUGCUCCCAACCCAACCGACCGCAAGAAGUUUGUCGAUGACCUCCGCGAAUCGAUCGCGGAGGUGCAAGAAAUGGAAAAGAUCCGCAUUGAGUCUGAGCUGGACAAGCAGAAGGGCAUAGUGCGGCCGCCGCCGCCGUCUCAGGGUCCCAGCGCCGUCAAGGAGCCGCCGGCCAACGGCAGCGUGCCGCGAGCGAGUCUGGACGACAGCUACGCUUCCAGCGAGGUGCUGAAGAGGAGCGCGCUGAGCAGCUCUUUGCGAGAUCUCUCGGAAGCAGGAAAGAGAGGCAGACGGAGCAGUGCAGGAUCCCUGGACAGCACAAUGGAGGGUUCAAUGAUGGGCAGCCCUCACAUGCGCAAGCGGGUGGCUGCCACAGCGGACGAGACGCCGACCUCGGCCACGUUGACUCAGCCCAUCUCCAGCUCCAGCUCCUUCCUGGGCUCGCUCUUCAGCAGCAUGAGGGGCAAGGGCGCCGCCGCGGGGGGCCCUCCCGCGGGGGGCACGCGAGCCCCCUCCGCGGGGGUCUCCACCGUGCAGGCCCUAGCGCAUGCAGCGGGCGACCCAUACUACCCGGCGCCAGCUACCGCCGCGUCUCUGCCUCCUCCUCAACCCCAGCUGCCACCGCCGCCGCCGCCGCCACCGCACGCACACGCGCACCACACGUGCUCGCACCCGCACCUGCACCCGUGCCAGCACGCCGCGCUGGGGCACGUCCACCUGCACACCGCGCACUCCGCGCCACCGCCGCACACCACGCCCGGCACUCCGCCGCAGGUGCCCGCCGUGCCCAAAGCCAAGGCGCCGUCGGGCAGCAUCAGCACCGACGUGUGAGAAGGUUCGGGGGGGGCUGGUGGGCUGGGGUUGGGGCGAGGCAGGCUGGCGAUUUGUCGAGAGAUGAACACGCAGAUGCAAUGUUUCGGCAGCGUCGGGUUCAUUUUCUUUGGGGGUGGAGGUAGGGGGGGGGGAGUUAAAUUAAUGCUGCCGAUUAUAACCAAAUCACCAAGAAUGCACAAUUUUCUCGUCAGAUCUCGGAAGCCAAAUGGUGUUGAGCCACCAAUGGUGCUCAGAUGGAUGACCCCUCGCCCCAAAGAAAGUUGCGAUCAGCGUUGGGUGCAGUAGAGGCCAGUGCAGAAAACAAAACCGAUUAUUCUGUACUUCCCCCUAUCUCCACAUCCACACUGACCAGCCAGUUUGAGUUUGGUCAAAUGCCCUUCGUGGCUCAUGAAGCUCGUGGGGAAAUCCCUCAUCCAUCACUGGAUUGACAAAGCAAGGGGCGGACGUCCACCGAACAGUGGCAGCUUUAGUGAGAAAUCUCAAAAACAAGAAUACAAUGCCGAGCUUACUGAUUCCUGCAGAGGAGCGCGCCAGGUGUAUGCAUGCCGUCACGUCUUGUCACGUCGCUGGCAAUGUACGAACGCUCGGUCACACCCGCUUACCUUGCCGUGACCUGGCCACACCGAUUUUUGGGAGCGGGGGGGUGGUCUGUGUUAUAUAUAUUUUUCGACAACCCUCUGCGAUGUCUCGAAGUGCAAAAGCCGAGGCGAUGAUGUCCACUUGCGGCCGUGGGGAAAGCCACGUGGGAACAGCGCCGAUGCAUUAAAUAACAGACGACCUCGUAGCAAUGGGUAAGCGGUCCAUCCGCAACCGCAAAUGUUACGAAUUACACAGCCCGUCACGUUUCUUUUUGUUCGUUAACCCUUUACCCCUUAUCGGCGUUGCCCGGGCGGGCACUCGAGUGCUGUGGCUGCGGCUACGUAGCGGUGACAGGGUGUGGUUAUUCCAAGGCCGAGGGAGAGCUAGCUAUGCACAUGCUUGCACAAGUUGCCAGCGAUGUGUUUCCCAGCACAUGGCAAUAUUAUGCAGACCCACAAGAGUUUUACGGUAGAGUGAGGAACGGCGGUUGUACGUGCGUUGUAUGUUGGAGAUGAUCGAAAAAAAGGAAGCCCGCCUGCAGACUGCCCCAGCGCCCCCCCCCUCUCCAAUCGUUGUUGUUAUUGUGCACGUUUGUGGAUGAGAAUGGUGAUCACGAUUGGUGGUAACCAGCUUCCCACCUUGCUGCAGUAGACACAGGGGCUGUGCCAUGUUUGUUAAUCUCUGAGUAUACCACAGAUGAGGACCACGGUUGUGAAAUUUUAAGAUGUUUGAAAAAAAAAGACCCACAUCAAAAUGAAUGGCCAACAGCUCUUGAAUGUAAGUUAAUAACUGCAGGUGUUGACUGUUCCUCUUUUUCAGAGUUUAGCCAUCAUGAGCUGUGACUCGAUUACCGAACAUCAAUCAAUUGAGGUUGUGCCACUCUGCCGACCUUAAUGAUCAGAAUCAGAAUAUUUAUUUAUACUGGAAGAAAUCCGAUGAGCUAUGAAACGCUUUUUCACACAUGCCCGGCAGUGACUUCACUUUGGUUACCAAACAUUCAAAAUUUAUUACUGUAUAUGAUCUUUGACAACAAAAAACAAACAACACACGUGUACAUUGAACCUUGCAUUUUAUUGUGAAUUAUGUAAAUAGGCAAACAUCAGAAACUGACUUGAUCACUUCACGCUGUGGGUACUGAAAAGUGUGAGUGUUGCGAAUUGGGGAUAUUGGCGAACCCAAGUACCCGGUGGUUACUUUCUCAAAGAUCGACAAAGAAAACCUGCCAGUGUUGUUCCGUUCGUCCAGUAGUUCUUAAAAUGAGCAGUUUGGUGGUGAUCGAUUCCGACGGUGGAAAUGACGGUGAUUGAUUGUGGUUGUGACGGUGACGGGCUGGCGGCGAAGGAGGAGCUCAAGCUUAAGGACAAUCUGCUGUUGGCAAAUGUUCCAGUUGAAGCUAUUUAAGAGGCUGGUAUUCUAACAUGCAAAAAACGCAUUCAGUUGUACUGUAGUAUUAAGAAUGUGGACCUCAGCAGGCUGAGUCAAAGCUGACAAAUCUGUGCAUUGUACAAAAAUCGCUUUCAUCAAUAGACAUUCAGCAUCGUUAAGCAGUUAAAUACCUGUAAGGCAUGUCAGGAAAGAGAAGACAUUGCAUACCAGCAUCCUUUUUUUAAGUUUCAAAUUCAGUGAUUGUCAAUGUUUGACUCGAAAUGAUUGUACAUUGUAGACAAAUAGCCUUCGAUAUAUAAACACGUUAUGUGCUUCGUAAUCCCCAACCGUAGAACUGCCGAUUUUUGCUACAGGUUACACAGUACAUGCACUCGUCGACUUAAUAUUGUGAUGUGCUAAUGAGGUGAAGACCUUAUUGUUGCUUGAAUGUGCAAUAUCUAUCCCCUAGAAUACGUGUUGAAUCCACAUGCCGAUAUGUGCUUUUAUGAUACUGUAUUCGUAAAUAACGGCCGGUGUUUUGUUAGCAUAAUCACUCUGCUCACUUGAUGAUGGCUUGAAUGACAUUUUUUUGACCCAAAGGCAGAAGUGUUAUUUAAAAAUGAAAAGUAUAUAGAAUAUAUUAUAAAAAAAAACUAUAUAAAAAAAAAGCUGCAUGCUUGAUCAAAGUUUGCCCAGAAAAGGUAUAUUGCAAUUUCAGUGUUAAGGCUGUUAAUGUUUUGUAUUUUACUGUGGACUGUUUUUUCCCCAAACAGCCUGACAAUGUCUAUAAAUGUCGACCUUUUUAAGUUUGCAAAUGUGUUGUGUUGCGAGGAAACGUACACACUGUAUUAGCUUUAGCGAUGUAACGCUAAACCUCUGCGGAAUUGUUAUGUUGUGAUUGUGAGGAUGUGUAAAUUCGGACUGAAUCCACGAGUGACAACAUUUUCGGCUUUGCUUCAAAAUCUCAACCCCCCGCUCCCCCGAGCUCUCUCACUCAAUUCGUCAGUUGUACGAGGCCACCGUCAACUGGCUCACCACGCGGCUCGUGACGUGCAACAACCUUUAAGCGUGAAUGCUGGUACACAGGAUGGCCUUGCAAAACAAAUGGUACAGUCGAAAGCCUUUGUACAUUUUGUAAAUCGCAACCUCAGUGGAACCAGAAAUUUGACGUCAAAGCUUUUUUGUUGGUAAUAAACUCCUGCCUUUUCCCUGCA